Molecule: messenger RNA, 7373 nt
Organism: Homarus americanus (American lobster)
Lineage: Eukaryota; Metazoa; Arthropoda; Malacostraca; Decapoda; Nephropidae
Product: epithelial discoidin domain-containing receptor 1-like
Exons: 18
Coding region: 1-3246 (1081 amino acids)
Biological process (GO): protein phosphorylation; cell surface receptor protein tyrosine kinase signaling pathway; multicellular organism development
Cellular component (GO): signaling receptor complex
Molecular function (GO): collagen binding; ATP binding; protein tyrosine kinase collagen receptor activity
Source: RefSeq, a predicted model, not a curated record
AUGGGAAAUCCUGUGAGUUCCAGGAAGACUUGUGAAUUGGAAGUUGAGUUGGAAUAUUGUGGAGGAUAUUGUUUCUCAGUUGCCUCAUCUUCCAGCGAGACCUGUAGACUGGAAACAUUACUGGAACAUCUUGGAGAGGAGAUCAUUUCUCUGUUAUCUCUCAAGGCUCCGGCAAGAGAUAUGACGCGGAAUUUGUACUGGGAUGUUGUGGAAAUAAUUAGUUCUCUCUUGCCUCGGCUUCCGGGAUUCCAGCAAGAGAGUUAUGAAGUGGAAGUUGUACAGGAAGUUCAUGAAAGUCUUUCUUUAUCUCCGUGUUGCCUCGCCCUCCAGGAAUCCAGGGAGAGAGUUAUGAACCGGAAGUUGUACAGGAGCUUCAUGGUUCCAGGCAGAUAUAUUAUGGGUCUUCCAGUGAAUGUGUCCUCUCGUCUUCCAGGAAUCCAGCCAGGACGGGUGGAGAAGAAGGGAGGCGCGUGGUGCCCUAAGGGUCAGCUCAACGCCCAGUCGAGGGAGUACCUGGAGGUGGACCUCGGGGGGAUACACCUGGUCACUGCCACGGGUACUCAAGGGCGUUUCGGCAAUGGCAAAGGGCUGGAGUACACGGAGGCGUACAGGCUGGAGUACUGGAGGCCGGGGCUACCUGACUUCAAGAUCUACACCAACGGCUAUGGCAACCAGAGUUAUGGCAACUCUUUUUAUAACUAUGGCAACCAGGUGAGUUUUAUGACAACUCUUAAUAUUAAUGGCAAGCUAGGGUCAGACCUUCCCUGGAACGUCAACACCUACCUGGAGCAGAAGAACGUCCUCUCGCCGCCCCUGACCGCCAGCAAAGUGAGGUUUAUCCCCGUCACCGUCCACCCACGGACCAUCUGUCUCAGGGUCGAGAUAUACGGCUGUAACACUACCGGUGGGGUGGUGAGCUACAGCGGGGUGGACGGGGUAGUGAGGGACCCCGGCUUCCUGCUGGGGGAUGACUCGUAUGACGGGGCGCGGGGUCCUGGCCUCCUGCGUCACGGACUGGGCCAGCUGUACGACGGGGAGCUGGGGCGACCUCUCAACAACCUGCAGCUACAGGCUUACGGCAGAGGCAAAGGCUGGGAGUGGGUCGGGUGGUCGUCGGAGCAGCUUCAGGGAGAGCCACUUCACCUUACCUUCACCUUCGACACUAUGAGGAACUUCUCCAGCCCUCCUGCCUCUUCUCAGCCCCGAGGACGACUUUGUGAAGCCGAGGUUUACUUCGGUGAGGACGGGACCCACUUCCACGAAAAGCCUCUCAAGUCGACCUCCAAGUGGCCUGGCUCCUCCUUGACCUCCGGCAUCCACAACCUCACCCUCGACCUCCGCCACCGCACCGGGAAAGUCCUCAAGAUACUCCUCGGCUUCCCUGGUCCUUGGCUAGCCUUGAGUGAGGUUUACUUCGACAGUGAGCCUUGUGUGUGUAACUUGACGGACUGGACGGACGGAGAAGCGUCCACACCAGCAGAACACACAGCUGGACGACGCGACGACUCUCGCGACGUGUCGGCGGUGUCGGCUGUGCACGCCCACACCCGCGCCUACAUGGGCGUGGUGAUCGGCUUCGUGGUGGGCGUGUUCCUGCUGGUGGCCGCGGGGCUGCUCAUCUACGUCAGAAGACUCCGGAAGAAGAAGUCCUCACCCCACGUGCUCAAGAGUCCUCUCUCGGACUCAGCCAGUGUGGCCUUCGACCUCAAGUCCCUGAGGAUGGCCACCAGCUACUCGGGGGCCGGAGCGGCCAUGUACGGCCCCGUCGCCGUACCUGACGAGGAAGGUUCGCUGUACCACGAGCCCUACAAGACGCCGCUCUUCAGUGCCUCAGAGUACAGCGUGGCCACCAUAGGCCGCCACCUGAGUGACUACAGCAAGGAUGGCGCGGGCACGCCUGCCCAUCAGAGCGCCAACAGUGGCGUGGUGGGCGGGGAGUACGCCGUGCCCAUCCUCUCCACGCCUCCCCCACCCUUCAACACCAACGCCUCCACGCCCUUCACCACCACGCCCAUCAGCGCUCCGCCCACGCCUUUCUCCCACGCCACCACUCCUCACUCCGCUACCUCUACGCCCUUCAGCACCUCGGCACCUCACCCCCCCCCUCAACGCUGCCCCCCAACGGGUUCCUCCCUGAUGCGUCAUCCCCUUCCCCCCCCGCCGCCCCCCGUGCCGCCCCCUCCCGAGAAGUACCUCACCCCGCCCAUCGUCUGUAAGGGCGUGAGUGUGGUGGGGCCGUGUGGGUUGGCGCAGUAUAGGAUGGAAGGCAUGAGCACCCUGAAGCCAAGGAGCCCCCGGGAGAUACAUCGUCAGGUCCUACACUUCGCCGACAAGCUGGGAGAGGGCGACUUUGGCACGGUACACUUGGGGGAGGCGCCGGGCGGGGGUGAGUCUGGGGACGCCACGGGGACGCUCAAAGCUGGGGUGGUGGUUAAUGGCGUCGGUAUUAAUGGCGUCACCAGGCAGGUAGUCCUCGCCUCCCUCAAGCAGGAUGCAUCACCUGAGGUUCGUGAGGAUGCUUGGCGCCAGGCUCAACUCCUGGCUACCUUGAGUGACCCCAACUUAGCGAGUCUGGUUGGGGUGGUGAGCCGAGACGACCCUCUCAUGUUGGUGCUGGAAUACCAUCCUCUGGGGGACCUCAACCAGUACCUACGAAGACACGUACCUGAUACCACCACACCCAGGCUCAACCAUAUGCGUCCCAUCAGCUACGGUUCCAUCAUCUACAUGGCGACUCAGGUAGCCUCUGGGAUGAAAUACCUGGAGGCUCACAACAUCACUCACCGAGACCUAGCCACCAGGAACGUGCUGGUGGGGGCGAACUACCACAUCAAGAUCAGCUGUGUAGGGUCGUGUAGGUCCCUGUACGCUGGCGACUACUACACCAGUGACACCCAGUACAGCCCCCUGCCCAUACGCUGGAUGAGCUGGGAGGCCCUCUUCCUGGGUCACUUCAGCAGCCGUAGUGACGUGUGGUCCUUCGGGGUGACCUUGUGGGAGAUGUUAACUCUGGGUCGUCAGCAGCCCUACGAGCGACUCUCUGACGAAGGUGUGAUAGAGAACCUGGCCCACUUCUAUCAUGAUGACGGCGGUGAUAUGUUCCCGACACAGCCCGCUCUCUGCCCUAAGGAAAUCUACGACUUGAUGCAGGAAUGUUGGCGCCGUAACGAAGGAGACCGCCCUAACUUCAGGGACAUCCACGUGUUCCUGCAGCGUAAGAACCAAGGAUACUCUCCCGAGGCGUGAAGAAUGCGGUGGAUGACUCUCUACGAUAAGGAUGGUGAAGUGUUGGUCACCAGGAUAGGAUAAACAGCUUGGUGUAGGAUAUGUUUUUGUGAUGUUUUCGUCACUAGGAUAUAUGAAGAGUUUGGCGUAGGAUGUGUUCUGUUAAUGUUCACCAGGAUAGGAUGUGUUUGAGAUGUGUUGGUAACCAGGAUAAGAUGACAAACUUGAUGUAGGAUAUGUUUUGUAAAGUAACAGUUACCAGGAUAGGAUGUGUACUGAGAUGUGUUGGUAACCAGGAUAGGAUGAUAAACUUGAUGUAGGAUAUGUUUUGUAAAGUAACAGUUACCAAGAUAGGAUAUGUCAUUAUAAGGACGGUCACCAGGAUAGGAUGAAGGAUGUGUGAUAGGAUGUGUUUACUUGGUGACUGUAUAGAGUUAUUUGCUUUUGAAGGAGGAGAUAAGGAAGAGGAGGAGGAGGAGAAGGAGGAGGACGAGGAGAAAAAGAUGGAAGAGGAAGAGAAAAAGAAGAAAGAAAAUGGAAGAGGGGAAAGAGAAAGAAGGAGCAGAGGCGGAAGAGGUGGAAGAGGGAGGAGGAAGAAGAGGAAGAGAAGGAGAUACAGUGAAAGUCAGAAGAGAUUUAAUUGGAUGUUUCUGCUGGAGGGAAGAAGCAAGGAGGAAGAAAGGGGAGGAAGAGACGAAGCUUCGAUGAUUGAGAGAAGAAGAAGAAGAAGAAGAAGAAAAAGAAGGAUAAAAAUAACGAUUCGGUGAUUGGUAGACAGAAGCGAUUAGAUGAAUAAUAAAACUUACAUGAUUGGAAGAAGGACUUAUAAAGCACUGAAGAUUAGACGAUUGGAAAACAAAAGACAAUCAACAAAAACAGGAAAAACUAAUGAUUGGAAGGAGACAUAAACAGAAGAUUAGACGAUUGGAAAUAUUACUGAGGACACAACAACACAACUCACUGCACUCAUUCUUACAAGGAGUUUGCUUUCAGUCUUCGAAGGAGUUGGUGAGAGUCCUUAAGUUGACAUCCUUCAACGUAGGAUAUCUUGAACUCACUGCCAAGGAAUUCCUCAGGUCAGACAAACUGUAAGAUGGAGAUUCAGUCACGGCUGUUGAGAGAUAAGUGAUUAGGAAGGUGAUUAGAUGUCAAAAUUCGUGAUUACAGGUGAACUAGAAGUGAUUAGAGGUGAUUAGUGGUGAAAAUACUUCCUGUCUGUUAAAGAGGACAAUCAGACCAUCCUAUUUAUCAAAGACAAUCAGAUUCUCCUGUUUAUCGAAGAAGACAAUCAGAUCCUCCUAUCUAUCAAGGAAGACAAUCAGAUCCUUCUAUAGACGAUCAGAAUCUACUCAAGAGGCAUCAGACGUGUUUACUCCCCCUCCCCCCCACCCUUCGCCCCUUCCCCCUCCAAGAACACUGUGUUUGUUUGUGCUUGUUGGUGUGUUUGUAGAGGCGAAUUAAGGCAAGAGAAAGUUGUGGUGAAAUGAAGAGAAAGUUGUGGUGAAAUGAAGGAAAAGUUGUGGUGAAAGCAAAAGAAAACUGAUGAAAGAAGAAAAAAAUUGUGAAAGAAGGAAAAGCAAUAGUGAAAGAAGAGAAAGCUAUAGUGAAAGAAGGAAAAAUAUGUGGUGAAAUGAAGAGAAAAUUGUGGUGAAAGCAAAAGAAAAGUGAUGAAAGAAGAAAAAAAUUGUGGUGAAAGAAGAGAUAGCUAUAGUGAAAGAAGAGAAAGCUAUAGUGAAAGAAGAGAAAGCUAUAGUGAAAGAAGAGAAAGCUAUAGUGAAAGAAGAGAAAGCUAUAGUGAAAGCCAAAGAAAGAAAAAAAAAAGAAGAAUGAAAGAGUCUUGAACAAGGUCAUCCGCCACAUCCCUUAUAAUUGCAAUAACUUACUGAUAAUCGACACAUUAUAAACUCAUUCAGAAAAACAGACAAACAGACAUAUACAGGACACGAUAAAAGACACAACUCAUUUUAAUUGGGACAUCAUUUAGAGCCUGUCUCUCUCUCUAUAUAUAUAAGGCACUGUAACCCUGAGAUAAAUGGGUUAAAGGACACUAUAUAAACGAUACGAUUUAUAUAUAUCUCUCGGCUAAUCGGGUCAUGUUAUAAAAGGACUGUAUUCUUAUAGUGGUUAUUACUGUGGGAGGGAGUGUGUUUUUAUAUAUACAAUAGCCCCCCUCCCUCUCGUAUAAUGGGUCUAAGAGGACUAUACUUAAUAUCUGGGGAUUAUGGGCACAAGAGUAACCCCCCCCUCCCCCUCCCCCUGCCUCAAGGAGCACGAUAGCUCUUAGAUGACGGGGUUGAGAUGACUCUUGAUAUACAGAAGACAUGAUAUCAAAGGCACCGCAGCCAAGAACCAAGUCAGCUACCUAUUUGUGUUCACGCGGGUACAGUCACCUCUUAAACGCUAAGGUGCUCACUCGAACAUAAACGAGGGAAGAAAAAACGAGAAAAAACAGAAUUCUUUGAGGACACACAGCUGUAUGUUCAUUGGCUGGUAGAAACGUCAAGAAAAGUGUUGGUGAGUGAUAAAAAAAAAUACUUAUAUAUCUACAAAAAAGGUUCAUGACAAACUAUUGUACUUUGGUCAAUACUUUGGUGUGUGUGUGUGUGUGUGUGUGUGUGUGUGGUGUUAUACGAGAGGUGUUUGUUUUAACGUAGACUGUGUUACAGAUGGAUACUUUCUCUGAUAACUUGUGGAAAAAACAAAAACAUAAAAAAGUUGUUUUUGGAGACGUUUUUUAUUAGUGUUGUGAAGGUGUUAAUUAUGGUGUCUGGGUGUACAGUACUGAGGACGUGUUGUGUCGUGCCUCUCCCUCACUCACUCACUCACUCAUGAUAGGAGGUGACUUCUCUAGUGUCUUAAACUGAAGCAGCUGUUUUACCCGUGGCUUUAUAAGUGCCCCUCAAGUGUUACUAAGGAACACACGCAACUGGACAUGUUAGGUGAUGAUCGACCUUACGGUGGCUGUGUACUGUACCAUCUUGCUCACCACUGACAGAGGUCAUUUGAGGACACUAUUGUGCUGUCGUCCCGCACAUGUGGACAUCCUUCAAUGUGGGAGGAUUUCAUAGAAGAUGAUAUCCUUUGGCUUGGGAUGUUAUGAGUCUUCCACGUUGGUAUCCUUCGACCUAGGGACUCCUGGAAGUUCUCAACACUGAUAUUCUUAGUCGUAGGACCACAUGGAAAUCUUCAAGUUGAUAUCCUUCGACGCAGGACCUCGCGUUGUCUCCUCCACCCCAGAGCCGGACGGUCCAACAUUACCACACACAGUACAGUACAGUACUGGGGGAAGGCACAGCAGGGUAUAGCGAACGUUUCAUCGCGUCUUUCUCAUAAACUGUUGUGUUUACAAAAAACGUUCCUGAGACAAAACCAAAAGAGGAAACGUUAGUUAACAAGUGUUGCUCACCACUUCACCUCACCUCACCUCCGAGUGAACACCCCAAACUUGCCUAGAUCAAAACAAAGGAUCUUCCCCACACUGUUGAUCAAAAGAAAGAUGUUUUAUUUUGUCAGGUUCUUACAUCAGCCUUUUUCCUGCUUAAUGGUAAAGAGAUCUUUUAUUUACAUGAUAGAGGAAACAGUAUGUAUAUAACUAUAUUAUGACGCAGCACAUUAUGUGAUUUAACAUUACUUGAAAGCUUUAACUCAACGCAUUAGUUUGUUAGUUAGUGGCAGGUGGACGAGGGUCUCAUCACUUGAUUAAUUACUUCACUAAUUACCACCCGGGCGUCAAUUAGGUAGACUACGUGUUUAAUCUUUUGGUAGCAAUGACUUAUUUGGUCGAUCUAUUCUCGGUUAAAUAAGUCGUGAUCAGUUAUUGUUCUUGACGCUCUGGUGCUGGUGGCUGUGGUGACUUGUGGAGCUGGACAGGUGUGGAGCUGGACAGGUGUGGAGCUGGACAGGUGUGGAGCUGGACAGGUGUGAUCGAGUGUCUUAGGUCACCUGGAUAAAGAUGGUCUUCCUGAAUGUAAAAUUUUCCAAUGAAUCUUCAAGUUGUUACUGUAAGAUAAUAACAGAAUUUAACACCUGAAUGACCCACUUACUCGAUAGGUCAGUUCACUCCCACCACCACCACAGCUUCCCAUACCACCUAUAACAUCACUCUCACAUAACACCCAACACGACACGACACGAUGGGACCCUCCUCU